Messenger RNA from Drosophila pseudoobscura, 1845 nucleotides. RefSeq lists its product as uncharacterized. Bases 1108 to 1698 code for a protein of 196 amino acids. Lineage: Eukaryota; Metazoa; Arthropoda; Insecta; Diptera; Drosophilidae. The record is from RefSeq and is a predicted model, not a curated record. The transcript is spliced from 4 exons.
CAGCGCCUCCACUGAGCCCCCAGACCCGUCCUCUUAGUAAACUUUUAAAAGAGAAAUCAUUUCGAUGCUCUUUCGUUCCGUGCUUUCGACCAUGUAAUGAGAACUGAAAGAAUGGACGUAUGAAAAUUGUGCAAGGGGCACAGAUUCACUUCAAUGUCUUACUGACUUUUUACAUACAACAUGAUUUAGUAAUAAACAUUAACCUUUGGGUCAAAUGUAAGUAAAUAUGUACAUAAAUAUGACAAAUGUUAUUUCUUUACUUAAGAGCGAUCAGUUUUACGGCCAUGGUUGCGGUAUUUGUGUCUGUUCGGCGGGUUCUCAGCUCCAAUCUGGGAUGCGAUGCACGGAGAUUCAACUCUAGAGUUGGGUAAAUGCUCGAUUUUCUGCAGGCUCAUGGAAAAUGUGAAUCUUUCGAAGGGUUUGUCAUCAAAACUAUAAUGACUCAAUCCAAUUUAAAUCACACCUUUUUAUACGAUUUGUCUGGGGUUUUUAUUUAUAUUCAGUUAUUUAAUUCCUCCACUUAGCACACUAAUAUUAACAAAUUUGUUUGGGUCUGAAACAGUUUUCUGUUGUCGGGAUAAAGGGGCAUAGCUGCAAAGCAUUGCUACGCACAACCAUUCCUUCUUACUCCGCCGACACUCUCCUUGGCCGCCUCCAUCCAAUCCUGGGACACCUUGGGAUCCGCUACCAUGUGUGGCACAAUACCUUCCUCCUACAUCCGACACCUCUCAUGCUCAAACCGAUGGCACUCGAAGAAGUAGUGAAGUUUUCGUGAGAGAUGAAGUAUAAACGGAGCAGAAAUAUAGUGACUUUUAUAGAUCCUAUUACUACCAAUGCGAACUUCGACAUCCAAAUGGUCUACUGACCCAAGAAUUUGGUAUGGUUAUAAAUAUAAAUAAGCGAAGAUUCGACUAUAUUGAAAUAGUAUAAUUACUACUGUGGAAAUGUUAUACAGUUUAGCUAAGGCUAUAGCGGAUGGGCUUUAGUUCGGCCGUUUCAAACACCGAACAAACUCAUUAGAUCUCCAUGGAUUCACCCGUAAUCACCUGAAAGCAAUCAAAUAUAGCAUAAUUAAGGAAGACUGCACCAAAUUUAUUUAAAAAGGCCAUGCCCAUUUGGCGUGUGAUUAGUGACACGGAAAUGUUCGACGCACUUGUAUCUGGCCGGUGGCAUUUUCUGGCCGCAGCUGUUGUGUUCUGCUCCGUUCUGGGGUGCGAGGGUCGGAGGUCGAACUCCAGAUUCACCAACCUCCAGUGCGAGUCGUAUAGCGAGUCGUUUGCGACUUUCUCGAAAUGCAAACUCAAUCUCCUCGCCAGGGGACGCGCGGGAGUCAAUAUACACUGCCAACUGCACAAGACGCCCAUUACAAACGUGUGGAUGAAUUGGAGCAUGUAUCGUCGCUACAAUGGCUGGCGUCCAUUUAUGUACAACGUCAGCAAGAAUUUCUGCCAGCUCAUGGCAAAUGUGAACGAUGUCUCUUUCGAAGGACUUGUCAUCAAUGCCAUAAUGACUGGAUCAAACCUAAAUCACACCUGUCCGUACAAUCAUGAUAUCAUACUGGAUAAUUUGGAAUUCACAGACGAUUUGCUGAAAACCUUACCACUCCCCAAAGGCGACUAUAAGAUCCAACUGCGAUUUGCCAGUGACAAAACAUGGAGAUUGCAAGUGUCAGUUUUUUUCGCAAGAGAUGAACAAUAAUUGGAGCAGAUAGGCACAAACAUUUAGUACAGAUGUACAUAUCAUGUGUCCAAAUUGAUAUAAAAUACAGAACAUAUCAUUUAGAAUUCUGUCAAUUGAUUUUGACUUGUGAUGUUUAAUGGAAAUUUAAUAGAUAUUUAAAUUUUA